AUGACUGCUAAAAAAUUCAUUGAUACCCGUGGUUUGUCAGCGUUUCGAACCUGGGUUAAUUCUAUCAAUGGCAAAGUGAUGUUUUUUUCUAGUGAGGGGUCCAAAUCAAAAUAUGGAGUUCCAGUAGUGCCCCUACCAGGAGUUGAUGACUCUUAUCCCCCUCAGAAAAAAUCUUUUAUGAUGUUAAAAUACAUGCAUGACCAUUUCAUUGAAAAUUAUGAAUGGUUUGUGAGAGCAGAUGAUGACGUUUUCAUAAAAGGUGAUAAACUUGAGAAAUUUUUGCGAUCUAUCAAUAGUUCAAAACCCCAGUUUAUUGGCCAGGCUGGUGUCGGUAAACAAGAAGAACUAGGCAUGUUGAGUUUGACGGCAACAGAAAACUUUUGUAUGGGAGGUCCUGGUAUGAUUUUUAGUCGUGAAACCUUACGACGCAUGGCACCGUAUGUUGGUGACUGUUUAGCUAAUUUAUAUACUACUCAUGAAGAUGUGGAGAUAGGAAGAUGUGUAAGAAAGUAUGCUGGUAUUCAGUGUACUUGGGCAUAUGAAAUGCAACAUAUUUUAUAUCAAAACUACAAAGAAGAUCAAGGUUCAUUCAAAAAGUCAUUAAAAAGUACAGAAGUUGAAAAUGCUGUUUCCCUCCAUCCUGUGAAAGAGCCAGUGUACUUAUUUCGUAUUCAAAAUUAUUUCCAAUCCACCAAAAUUUUACACCUUCAUCAUAAAGAACUACUUCUUCAGAGGGAUAUACAUUUAAUUGAUGAGUUGUUAGGCUCACCAGGGUAUACUUUUAAUGUUAAUAGAUUAGCCUUAUUACCAUCUUUAACAAAAUAUAGACCUUCAGAAGCAGAUGAUGUUAUAUCAUGGGACUUUAUGACAAAACCUAUAUUUUCUCAUCAUCAUAACAAUCCUAAGCGUGGCCUUGAGGGAUCGCUAUCUAGUGCUAUUGACGAUGUUAUAAAUCAAAUCAUGCAAUUAGUGAAUAAAAAUGCUCGACAACGCGGAAGGACGUUAGACUUCAAAGAAAUUUUAUAUGGAUACAAGCGUGUUAAUCCCUUAUUUGGAGCAGACUAUAUAUUAGACCUUUUACUUAUCUAUAGGAAACAUAAAGGUCGUAAAAUGACCGUCCCUGUGCGAAGACAUGCUUAUGUGCAACAAUCCUUUACUGAGGUUGAAUUCAAAGAAGAAAUCCCUACUUACGAACUUCAUUCAAACAUGGGUGCCAAAGUUUUACAUUUAUUUCGUAAGUUUGCUGUAGGUGAAGAACAAAAAACAGUAUAUGACAAACGACAAGAGAAAAUAAAUUUUGUUAUGCCUUUAUCUGGUCGCUUAAAAAUAUUUGAGAGAUUUAUGCGUAAUUUUGAGGAUAUUUUUUUAAAAACGGGUGAAAAUGUGAAACUACAUGUUGUGUUAUUUAAUAGUGAGCAUGAACGUGGUGAAGAUAUGGCUUUAGAGAAAAGUAUUAGUUUAUUACAACAGUAUCAAAAUAAAUAUAGUGAAAAUAGUGUGGAAAUUAUACAAGCUUCUGGUGCCUUCUCUCGGGGACGUGGCCUGGAGUUAGGUGCAGCUCGUUGUAGCAGUGAUUCGUUGUUAUUUUUAGUUGAUGUUGACAUUGUGAUGACUAGAUAUGUCCUUAAUAGAAUCCGUCUAAAUACUAAACAAGGAUCUCAAGUUUAUUUUCCUAUUGUUUUUAGUCAAUAUUACCCACUAACUGUUUGUCAUGGAAAUGUAAACCAUUGUGACUGUCAUAAUCAAGAGUGCUUUAUAAAUCCACAAGAUUUUAGUGAAGAGACUGGAUAUUGGAGACAGUUUGGAUUUGGAAUAACAGCAAUGUACAGAAGUGAUAUGCUGGCUGUGGGGGGUUUUGAUCUUAGUAUUCAAGGGUGGGGCAAGGAAGAUGUGGAUCUUUACCAAAAAUUUAUUGAAAGUAACAUGACAAUAGUGCGAUCUGUGGACAUUGGUAUGACACAUGCCUUCCAUGAAAUCAUUUGUGAUUCUCAUUUAGAUCCUGCUCAAUUUAUUAUGUGUAAAGGAUCUAGAGCUCAAAGUUAUGGGUCUCAUUCCUAUUUGUCAAAAAAUGUUUACAAUACAGAUACCUUAUUAAGUCAAAAUGAAAAGUUUAUACUCAAUGUGAAUUCCUAA
This is a messenger RNA of Lottia gigantea (owl limpet), 2133 nucleotides long. RefSeq lists its product as hypothetical. The transcript has 2 exons. Bases 1 to 2133 code for a protein of 710 amino acids. The record is from RefSeq and is a predicted model, not a curated record. Lineage: Eukaryota; Metazoa; Mollusca; Gastropoda; Lottiidae. Gene Ontology annotation, cellular component: Golgi cisterna membrane. Gene Ontology annotation, molecular function: glucuronosyl-N-acetylgalactosaminyl-proteoglycan 4-beta-N-acetylgalactosaminyltransferase activity.